Molecule: messenger RNA, 300 nt
Organism: Darwinula stevensoni
Lineage: Eukaryota; Metazoa; Arthropoda; Ostracoda; Podocopida; Darwinulidae
Source: the annotation of a GenBank genome assembly
AUGGAGCAGUACGACGAGAACAGCACGGUGAUCCAGGACCAGCACUUCCACGGCCCCAAGGACAACUUCUACAACACGACGGUGGAGAACAUCCGAUACGCGGAGGCUUCGUUUCUCGGGGUCAACUUCACGAACGUCGUGCUCAAUCACGUCGUUUUCGACAGUUGCUACCUGCAAGACUGCAAAUUCACCAACAUCCUCUCGUCCAAGACGUUCUUUCGCAACUCGACCCUCAUCCGACCGUACUUCUCCGAUACCGACAUCUAUGAGUACCGGUCAGUCCCAAUCUCGGCCGGGUAG